Messenger RNA from Exaiptasia diaphana, 1019 nucleotides. Its product is annotated as histamine N-methyltransferase. The record is from RefSeq and is a predicted model, not a curated record. Bases 43 to 900 code for a protein of 285 amino acids. Lineage: Eukaryota; Metazoa; Cnidaria; Anthozoa; Actiniaria; Aiptasiidae. The transcript has 2 exons.
UUCGUGUGCUGACAUUUGUCUUAAACUGUGAUAUAUAUAUUCAUGGAUGUCCUCACGGAGAAGAUCAAGCUCAACGCAAUGGGCAAAUAUUGCCAAGUGGAAGAAUAUACGAAGAGUUACAAAAUAUUUUUGGAGAAAAGCCAGCAAGAUUUGAGACUGGCAAAAAAUCUUCGCUGUUAUCUACCAGUGGCAAUGGAGGCCGUUCAUAUUACAACAGACGCGUGCAGAGUAUUAAGCAUUGGAUCGGGAGAUGGAGAGGUGGAUUUGAAAGUACUGAAGGUCUUCAAGGAAGUCACCAAAAAGAGGAUUUUCUGUCGAGUGAUUGASCCCAACGAGUAUUCUUUGAACAAGUAUAAGACAUCUAUUGAGAGCUUAUCACCCRAUGAUGACAUGACGUUUGAUAUCAACAAACCCAAAACAUUUCAGGAGUACAUGACAGAGUCCUUGGCUGAACAAAACCAGUUUGACGUGGUUCAUUUUGUCCAAUCCAUUUAUUACAUGGAUUUUGAAGAGGCUUUAACUCACUGCUAUGAGAAAGAACUUGGCCGUGGAAUGAUCAUGUGUGUUUUUGCUGCAGAUGAUAUCAUGUUUGAGGCGAAACAAAAGCUGUUUGGCAUUUGCCAACCAAACCAAAGUAUCUCACAASUUGUCAAGCAGCAAGGCUGGAAAUACCAAGWGUACAAARACGAGUACAUGCUCGACGUAACGGAAAUCAUGGAUGAUCAAUCAGAGACUGGAAACUUAUUGUUAGACUUUCUCACGCAUACCACGAAUUUUCGUAACACCGCUGGCCACCAGAUGACGAAAGCAAUCCUGGAUGUGAUUGACGACUUGUCUAUUCAAAAGGACGGAAAACUAUUUUGCAAGAAAGUCGACUAUUACACCUUCAUAUUCAAAUGAACUGACAUUAAGACAUCGAAUGACUUUAUCGAAAAUCCGUCCUAAUUUACCUAAACUAGCAUAUCCAUAUCAAUGACGCACAAAUGAAAAGCGAGUCAUUUUCAUCCGAAUGUGAAAUA